GUUUAAUUUGUUAAUUACAUUUUUAUGGAUCAAGGACAAAAAACAGACGGCCAGCAGCACCUAUUGUGCUUGGUUGACAAAAGUUAGAUGUUUAAGCUUUCGGGUGUAAAGAAAAAAAUCUUCUAGACAUCCACUUGAAUACACGGACAUAAUUGUAUAUAUUGGUUGAAUACUGAAAGAACAAACAAGGAAGUUUAAAAGUGAUGUUAUUACAAAUCAAGGAUUCAAAACACCGCACUCUCAAGGUUAUCUUCAUAUAACAAUGCGCACAGCGAAAACAUAUCAUUUGAAAUAGCUUUAAUUAUGGCACUCCAGGGUAUUGACCAUACAUAUAAUGUUGAGAAUUCGUCGGCUGAUGCCACCAUCUACUGUAGUCCCUGUGAAAAAGGGGGUGGUAGCGUUCCCGCGAAUGGCUUCUGUAACAACUGUAAAGAACACCUCUGCUUAAGCUGUCUCAAAGUCCAUCAACAAGACCAUGUUGUAGUCAGUGAUAAUGGCAUGCCCUCUUUUUAUUCUUCUAUCAGGACAGAUGGUAAGAAAAGAUUAACUGGAUUAACCGAACACUGUCCGAAUCAUUCUAAUGAAGUUAUCAAAUUUUUCUGCUCCAAACACGAUUCCCUUAGUUGCAGAUAUUGUAUUGCUGAUGACCAUAACUCAUGCAAAACUGACUACAUACCAAACAUCGCUAAAGACUUUGUGCAGGGCAAGGGCUUUGAAAGGCUACAUACCAACAUUGCAAAAGUGGACCGCGACUUAAAAAAAUGUGGUAAACUGAUUGAAACAUGUCUGAAAACUGUAGAUGAAGAGGUAACCGAAGAACUCGACCAAAUAAGAGCGCUCAGAGAGGAAUUGGUUGCAUUCCUCGACAUGAGAGAAAAAGAGCUGCUAGCCAAGGUGAAUGAUAUCAAGAAAAGCAAUGAUGAAAAUAUUCGAUCUUUUAAAAAGAAAUGCCAGGUUGCAAAAGAUAAAAUGAACGCAAUCAAAUCCAGUCUAGAAUCACAUGAAAAUAACAUUAAUCAGUUAUUUAUUGUGGCUAAACAGUCCAAACGUCAGCUGGAGAAAAUCGAAACAACCUUGGAUGACAUAAACUCAAAUAUGUCAAUGCUGACUUCCAAUUUCGUUGGGGACUAUGCAACAACUGAUCUGAUGAAGUCCCUAACAGCCUUAGGGACUAUUAAGGAAACCAAGAGAAUGCCACUACAAAAGCAAACAAUGAAAGGUUUCCCAUUCAGAAAGGCCUCAUCAGCUGAAAUCGUUGCAUGGUCCUCCCAAGAUAGCGCAUUCUACCCCUGCUGGGUGAGUGGACUGAAGAUUCUGUCAGAAGACAAUAUACUUAUCGCUGAUUAUGGGUUCGGGAGUUGUUCUGUAAAAAUAUUGGACACGAAGAGAAAUAGAACUGUUUCUCAAUUGCAAAUGGAUUCCUAUCCAUGGCAGUUAUGCCUUGUGACCCCAACUAAAGCAGCAGUCACAUUGCCUAGAAAAGCAACAAUUCAAUUUGUAGAAAUCAAUGGCGAUGCACUUGCCAUCCAGGGAGAAAUCAAGCUAGAUGGAGAUUGCAGAGGCGUGGAUUAUCACGAUAAGAAGCUUUAUGUUUGCUUCAAAAAUGCUAAGAAAAUCGAAGCCAUGAGCCUCGUAGGAAGCAUGAUCCAUAAAAUUGACAACAAAUCAGUUGGAAACGAGUUAUUUAUGGGUCCAUUGAAUGUAAGAAUCGUGAAAGAGAAGUCACCAUGUGUCUUUGUUGUUGACAGAGAAAGCCACACAGUAAUUAAGCUUAGUCUUGCGUUGGGUGUUCUGGCUAAAUAUCAAGACCCCAUUUUGAAAUGUCCACAUGGUCUAGACUUGAUAGGGAAUGGUGACAUUGCUGUUUGCGGGAGAGAUACCAACAAUAUUGUUCUCAUCGACACUGCAGCAGGUACGAUGAAAACACUGCUUGGUGCAAAUGAUGGAUUAGAAAAACCGAUCAGCGUGUGUUUCUUACGUAGUCAGCAGAAAAUGUUCGUUGGAAGCAAGAAGGGUAACUAUGUCAAGAUAUUUACAUUCGAACGAAUAAUUGAAUAGGCUUUAGAGGAAAGCUUCGUCAGUAGGGUAAAGAGAAUAUAUCAGCAGAAAGAAUUCAACUGAUAUUCAUAUAUUUUAUGGUCCAUAUAAAGUUAUAAACAAAUUAACUAGCCAGAACAGAGAUUACUUCCUCUCGUGUAUUAAAUUUUCGGGCUAAACAUCAAGACCCUAUUGUGAUGUUUCCGCAUGGCCAAACAGGAUGUGUUAGGGAACAGCCAACUAGCUGUGUGUGGGUCGUGCGUGCGUGCGUGCGUGCGUGUGUGUAUGUGAGUUAACUAACACUGCUGGAUUCAAAGGUUGGAUUGCACAAACCAGUAGAUUGGAUAACCCAUUUAGUGUUUGCUUCUCCCGGAGUCAGCAGAACUUGUUCGUUGGAGGCAAUGGGCAUGAUCAUAUUAAGACAUUAACAUUCAAAGCUAUGUAGCUUUUCCCAGAGACGACACUUCACAGAGUGUUGCAUUGUUAGCACGAUGACAACAUAGUCAAAAUAAUUGAAGGUUGACGGAUUUUUUACUAUUUUUGAUAUGGCAAAUCCUUCACGUACAAUUUGUUUUGUACCAAAAGUGGGUAGUUAUUCCGACCGGAAUUCCGGGUUAAAGCAUAAUAUUGCUUCAAUAAACUAUCAUAAAAUCAAGAAAUAUUACCAGAUAAUGUUAUUUUAUAUUAGUUCCUUACACAAAAAAUGAAUCGAAACACCUCGGAGAUGGGCGGCCGAGUUGUUACCAUUGUAUUUACGAGGUCUAUCUCGAAGUUUGUCGGAGAUGGUCGAGUUGUUAGCAUUGUAUAUACGAGGUCUAUCUCGAAGUUUGUCGGAGAUGGCCGAGUUGUUACCAUUGUAUUUAGGAGGUCUAUCUCGAAGUUUGUCGGAAAUGGUCGAGUUGUUACGAAAAUAAAAAGCAAAAUAACAAUGUUCGUUUUUGUGAUACACUUUACAAAAUGGUCUCCACUUUUGUGUGAAACAAUGUCGUUACUUUUUUUCUAGAUAAAUGGAAAUCAUCACACCAUACCUUGUUGAAGAUUUGUUGUUGUGUUUUGUAUAAAAUGUGCACAAAAGGGAUGCUAUUCAAUAUGCUACUUAUGACAUUAUGGUCAUACAUCAUUAGUUUCAGUCACUGUUUAGGUCCGUUAUUUACAUGACACAAUCCAAUUAGCUAGUAUAUCGUUUUUAGAUCCAGUUGAGACCAAUUUUGAAUACCAUCCAAGACUUUAAUUUGGAAUGUAUUAAGUAUGUCUGUAUGAAUUUAUCAAUAACCAUUAGUCAGUUUAUUUUCUCACAUGUACAGGUAAUUAUUAACAUUUAAAAGUAGACAUGUGAUACGUUAUGGAUGUUGUGUUGAUAUUGCUGAUUAAUAUUUCGGGUUGUGCUGUUGAUAAUGUUCAUUGAUAUGUCGAACCUGCAUGGUGAGAUUGAUAAUGCUGAUUAAUAUUUCGGGUUGUGCUAUUGAUAAUGUUCAUUGAUAUGUCGAACCUGCAUGGUGAGGUUGAUAAUGCUGAUUAAUAUUUCUGGGGUUGGUGCUGCUAAUAGUUAUCUAUAGUUCUUGUGGUGGUGUUGAUAAUGCUAAUUUAUAUCUCUGGUCGUGGUGUCGAUAAUAGUUAUUCAUUUUUUUGGUGGUGGUGUUGCUAAUAGUAGUUAUAUAUCUGGUUGUGGUGUUGAUAAUGCUGAUUAAUAUUUCUGGUGGUGGUAUUGAUAGUGCGGAUAAAUGUUUCUGGUGGUGGUGUUGAUAAGGCGGAAUAAUAUUUCUGAUGGUGGUAUUGAUAAUGCUGAUUAAUAUUUCUGGUGGUGGUAUUGUAGUGCGGAUUAAUGUUUCUGGUGGUGGUGUUGAAAAUGUUAAUAUUAAUAUGUCCGGUGUUGCGUUUGCUUAUGGUAAUUAAUUGGCAAAUGUUCGACAACAAACUUAACAUAAGCAAUACACGUCUGGAAUUCGGACCCUUCUGCCAGUCCAUAGACAAUCGCUUGACCUAAAAAACAGACGCUUUAAAAUUUGUUUUUCAUAAUUCAUUGUGAUUGUGUAAACAUUUAUAGCUUGUUCUUCUGUAUGUAUUUUUAUUCUAUACUAAAGUAAAUCCUAAACAAUGUAUACUAUAUAUACUUUGUUGAUACUCCGUUUUAAGUUAUUGUAUGACAUGAACAUCUUAGAUUUGAAUUAAACAUUUUAAUCAGUUUUUUAGUCAUUAACAUGUCAUUAUUAUGCCCUUACCAUUUGGGGCUAUAUACGAAUCACCUUGUCCCGUACGUCCGUCGGUCCUUCUUUCUGUCCGUCCUGGGACAUCGGGACAAGUCUACUUUUCUCCAUAUUAAAACUAAAUAUGUUUUUUAGGUAUUGGCUAUUUUUUCAUGUUUCUUGCUUGUAUUUUUUUGUUUUUAUGUUUUAUGUCUUUGGCGUUUAUGUUUAUGUUUAAACUUUUUGCUACUGAGCUUGUUUCUGUAGUUUUUCGCAUACAUAUUUAUAAAAACUUUGUACACAUAUUAACCGUGUUAAGCUGAAGUGCUGUGCAUAAGAAACAUUAUUUCAUGUAUGGUAUUUUUUGCACGUUUAUUUUUCUUCACUCCAUAACUUCAUAACAUUCUCGGUAUUGACUUUUAACUUCGUACACAUAUUGAUUAUGUUCAGGAGGAGUACUGUGCAAUUUGUUUUAUUAUAACAGUCAACUCGGUUAAAAACUGUGCUAUGCUGUGAAAAGCAAAAAAGGAAGAUUCAUGCAUUAUUCCACAGAUGUUAGUAGUUUCUUAUUCUAGUAGCCAUUAUCUUCAUAGGGCAUUCUUGAAGACGAAAGAAACAUUUUGGUAAAUUGGUUUCUUUCCAAACAAAUCAAAACAUAUUUCAAGUUAUUUCAGUUGGCUCAAAGUCUGUUAAAGAAAUAAUACAAUUCAAUAUACUUAAAGAUGCACUAUUACUCCCAAAUAAGAUUUACCAUAUUUAAUACAAUUGUUUUAAUUUACCAAAAAGGAUUAAUAAAUGUUUAAAAAAAAUGGUUCUUAUGAAGGAUACUGUGUUUAAUUUGAAAGAAAGGUGCAGAAAACACAGUAUUUCUACCUUAUGAGACGAUAGUAGAUCAAAUUAAAUCUCUUAGCAUUCACCAAUCAUUUAAUAUUUUGCCUUUUCAGCUAUUAAAUUCACGUUAUCUUGUUAUCAGUAAUUAAUUUUUUUUUUCAUAAAUGUAAUAUUUAGUAAGCAGUUAAAGGUGUAACAUAUACUCGACUUUAAAUAAAGAUUCUUAUAUCGUA
Molecule: messenger RNA, 5284 nt
Organism: Mya arenaria
Lineage: Eukaryota; Metazoa; Mollusca; Bivalvia; Myida; Myidae
Exons: 4
Coding region: 304-2058 (584 amino acids)
Molecular function (GO): zinc ion binding
Source: RefSeq, a predicted model, not a curated record